AGAGACGAAUCAAUGCGAGGUCGGGCGAUCCGUGCUUUCCUGGCCACAUCUGUCUUUAAUACCGUCGGUUUACCUCCGCAAAUUGAGGGCGUUCUUGGGAUUCCGUGCACAAAUUCCAGCUGCGUUGAGAAAAAAUAUAGCGGGUCCAUUUAGACGGUAGGUCAUGGCAUAAUUUCGCUGAAAAUCCAACAACAACAAGGAUGGUACGAGGAAUGUGAGCGCGCGCGCCUCUUUCCCUGAUCACGAAAUUCGCACCGCGCGUUCCCGGAAAAUACGAGCGACAGACGAAGCAACAUGGCGGCCGUUCGAACACUCCUCGCCUGUCUGUACUGCGUCAUGGCGUCAGUCUACGCCCAGCCUGCUGCGCCCAGGAUUAUAACCAUCGGGGCGACGCUCAGCUCAAGCAAACACCAAGAAGUCUUCGCUGAUGCCGUGAACAAAACCGGUUUUAAGUCUACAUCGCUGGUGAUGGAAGCCAACCCCAUACGUACGGCGCUUCUGGUGUGCGAGAAGCUUGUUUCCCAGAAGGUGUAUGCCGUGAUCGCCAGUCACCCUACAGACUCUGACCUUGCACCUGUGUCUGUGUCCUACACCUCUGGGUUCUAUCGGAUACCAGUCAUCGGUAUCAGCAACAGAGAGUCCAUCUUCUCAGACAAGAACAUCCACCAGUCCUUCCUGCGGACUGUCCCACCCUACUCCCAGCAGGCUGAUGUCUGGUUCUCCAUCCUGAACUACUUCAAGUGGAAACACGUCAUCCUCAUCACCAGCAGCGAUCGCGAUGGACGGGCCAUGCUCAACAAGUUCGAGACCCUGGUGGAAGAGUCUGACGUUAAGAUUGAGAAGUACCUGCCAUACCAGCCUGGUACCAACAAUGUCACCAGUCUGCUGGCACAAACAGAAGACGUGGAGUCCAGAGUGCUACUGCUGUACUGCAGUGAGGAUGAUGGUGUAGUGUUCUACAGAGAUGCCAAGGCUCUGAACAUGACCAGAUACGGCUUCGUGUGGAUUGUGUCAGAGCAGGCCGUCAGCGGGAAGGCUCUGAAAGUUGCACCGGAGGGUGUCCUAGGGUUACAGUUGGUGAAUGGUUCCAACGAGGAUGCCCACAUCCAUGACGCAGUAGCGGUGGUGAAGGAGGGCCUGAGUGCCAUGUUUGGGAAGGAGAACAUCAGGAUCAAUGGAGAACAGAUUAUCUGGCCUGGAGGAGAGACCAAGAGACCAGAGGGCUUCAACAUCUCAACCAGACUCAAAACAGUGACUAUAGAAAUGCACCCUUUCAUCUACGUGCUGGACGCCCAGCGUGAUGGGUCAUGCCGGCCGAAGCAGGUUCCCUGCCUGGUCCCCAAUGACACCAAUUAUGGUAGUAGUGCUGGUGAGAUGCAGUGUUGUGAAGGGUUCUGCAUCAACCUGCUCAAGGAACUGGCCAAGAAGCUCAACUUCACUUAUGACGUCCACCUGGUCAAGGAUGGCAAGUUCGGAACACAAGAACGGGCAAAUAACAGCAACAAGAAAGAGUGGAACGGCAUGAUUGGGGAACUGCUGCGAGGAGAGGCAGACCUGAUCGUUGCUCCCCUCACCAUCAACAAUGAGCGUGCCCAGUACAUAGAAUUCUCCAAGCCAUUCAAGUACCAGGGCCUAACCAUUCUGGUGAAAAAGGAAACCCAGAAGAGCAGCCUGGAUUCGUUCCUCCAGCCUUUCCAGAGCACCCUAUGGCUACUGGUGGGUCUGUCCGUGCACGUGGUGGCUCUCAUGCUGUACCUUCUGGACCGCUUCAGUCCUUUCGGACGGUUCAAGCUCAGUAACGAUGAGGAAGAAGAGGAUGCCCUGAACCUGUCCAGUGCCAUGUGGUUCUCCUGGGGUGUGCUGCUCAACAGUGGGAUCGGAGAAGGGACACCCCGCAGUUUCAGUGCACGUGUGUUAGGCAUGGUGUGGGCAGGGUUUGCCAUGAUCAUCGUAGCCUCCUACACUGCCAACCUGGCUGCCUUCCUGGUGCUGGACAGACCAGAGGCAAGCAUCUCUGGGAUCAACGAUGCAAGGCUGAGGAACCCAUCUGACAAGUUCAUCUACGCCACGGUGAAGGGCAGCUCGGUGGACAUGUACUUCCGACGGCAGGUGGAGUUCAGCACCAUGUACAGGGCCAUGGAGAAGCACAACUACGACAACUCUGCAGAUGCCAUCGCUGCUGUGAAAAGCGGUGACCUGAAUGCGUUUAUCUGGGACUCAGCCGUCCUGGAUUUCGAGGCCUCGCGGAACUGUGACCUGGUGACAGCCGGAGAGUUGUUCUUCCGCUCAGGUUUUGGGAUAGGGAUGAGAAAGGACAGUCCGUGGGGCCAGGAGAUCUCCCUGCAGAUUCUGAGUUUCCACGAGAGCGGGUUUAUGGAAGAGCUGGACCGGGAGUGGGUCCGAUACGAGGACUGCCAGACCAGCAAGAACUCACCCGCAACACUCACAUUCGAGAACAUGGCAGGCGUUUUCAUGCUUGUGGCUGGAGGGAUUGUAGCAGGAGUGUUUCUGAUCUUCAUCGAGAUCGCGUACAAACGCCAUCGCACCAGGAAGGAGAAGGAGACACAGCUGGCCAAAGCCGCUGUCGGCAAGUGGAAGAAAUGUGCUGCUGAUAAGAACAUGAAGAAACCUAGCAGAGGGUUCAGUCUCAGGAAGAGCAAGAAGAACAAGUCCAACGACAACAAAGCACACAAAGCGAUGAAGGCCGACAACCUGGGGAUCGAGGUGCAGGCUGCUGAGAUGAUGUCCCCACAGAGCGGGCCGCCCUCCAUGAUGACUGACCUCAGCACAAGCAGCUUCCGACAGUCCAGCGUCGUCAGGAAGAACCCCAUCUACCACAACUCUGACGUGGAUGAAAACGUCGUUUAGCAGCCUAACCUGACUCAUGUUAUGCCUCUAGCAGCCCUUCACAACU
Messenger RNA from Branchiostoma belcheri (Belcher's lancelet), 2914 nucleotides. Its product is annotated as glutamate receptor ionotropic, NMDA 1-like. The transcript has 18 exons. Gene Ontology annotation, cellular component: plasma membrane; neuron projection; synapse. The coding region runs from base 295 to 2868 and encodes 857 amino acids. NCBI's taxonomy places the organism in Eukaryota, Metazoa, Chordata, Leptocardii, Amphioxiformes, Branchiostomatidae. Gene Ontology annotation, molecular function: NMDA glutamate receptor activity. The record is from RefSeq and is a predicted model, not a curated record. Gene Ontology annotation, biological process: chemical synaptic transmission; monoatomic ion transport; ionotropic glutamate receptor signaling pathway.